CAUUUCACAAAAAAAAUUACCUUCAUCCAACGACAGUUUAUCUACAGCAGAACAACAUGCUUCAUCUUCCCAUUUUGUCUUGUUUUUCCAUCCACUUUUCUUCCCUUUAUUGUGUUUAUGUCUGCCCAUUUCAACCCAUAUCUCUAAUUCUGUAUGAAUACUUCAUGUAGCAGUAAGUUUAGAAUCACUGACGUCAGCUGUCGAAACCUUGAGCCUGCAAUUUUAUGAUACACUUAUAUAAUUAAUUACAUAAAGUAUAUCAGUAACAGUACGAAGUAUAAAAUUAUAAAUCAAAAUGGCGGCGAAAAUGAGUGAGAUAUUUGCGCACGAAUAUUAUUAGUAUUUGGCAGAUAGACGUAAGUGCUGUUGUUUUUUUUACCAUGUUUUCGUCUCAAGAAUACAUAGACAAUAAGACAGGACGAGAUGAUCUGAGCAGAUUUCAGUAUUUACAAGCCUUGGUUACGGAAUUCCAAGACACAUCGAGUGAUGGUAUAUACAUUUGUGCUUCGGGUUGACGUCACAAUUUCGUACAACAGAUUUCCCAGUCGCAUGGUUACGUAGUGUAAAUAUGGCAUACAAUGCCGUAACAGCGUAACCAUGUGACCGGGCAAUCUGUAGGAUACACAAUAAUAUUAAAUCCCAGAGGAGGAAUGAGGGUCUUCCCACAAUGCACUGCGGUUCAUUAUUUUCAAAAUUGAAAUUCGCGACCACGGAUUGUGAAAAAUUGUGGAUGGUUAUCUUGAUUAUUUCUCUGAAAAUUUUCUAUUUUCAAAGCUUAGAUUUCAGUAAAUAUAUUAAUUGUAUAUCGAAUUUUUUAUUUUUAUUUUUUAAAAUUUCUAUAUUGCGUUUUAGCAUAGGCAGCCCAAUGUUAUGGUUGCCUGCCUGCGCGCGGGCGAGGCAUUGUAUAGUUGUAUUAUUUCCUAAGGUAGGCAAAUGCAAUCAAACUAACGAUACAUAUACUUUCAAACAAUCCAAAAUACUUCAAAUAUCUUUACAACUACGCUAAAAUAAUCACGGAAAUAAAAUCUACGAUACUUUUACUAUAUACUAACAAUAUUUUAACGUACAAAACAAAUUUGUAAUGCGAGAAAAAUACGAAAAGUUUUUGCAUUAUUUUUCAAUUCUUGAAUGAGACGAUGCUGGAUUCGCGCUCGACGUUUUUGAUGGCGUUUCAAAUGACGAAUUUCCAAUCUCAUUGGCUGUCUUUUUCGACGUUUUAAAACCGUAAAAAUGAACCGUAAAAAACCUUUAUUGAAACCUUUUAACAUUUUAUAUUGUAUUUUUGAAGUAGCUAAAUACAGUAAAUAAUUUCUAACACAACUCUAUGACCAUUUAUUUGAAAGAUUAGAAUAAAAAAAUGCAAAAAUUGUUUUACUUACACUUCAACAUAGCAUGCUUCUUGAGCACAAUUUUAUUUAAUAAUACAGACACAACAAGUUCUGCUGUAAAUGUAUUUAUAAAUAUUUGUAAAGAUGAACAGAAUAACAACUGCAGUAAAUGAAGAUGGAUGUUGUGGAUGUAAAUAUACUACCUGACAAGUAUACUGAGGUUUCUAGCAAAUGGUCCUUCAUUUAGAUCUACCGACUACAAAGGAACUAACCUCCAGACAGAGGGCCUCUGCUUGAAAUAUCAUGAUUCGAUCAUUCUAUAUAUUUUCAGGUAGUUACAUCCAAAAAUACAUCUUACUUACUAUUGAACACAGCUAACAUCGUACUAUAAUUGAGAUUGGUUAUUUCAAUUAUUUCAUAAAAUUACAACACAUUUCAAAAAAAUCAUCUGUUUUAUAUUGCACAACCUGUGCACAGUCAGAUAUGCAUGCAAUUUAUUGUCUUCUUUAUCAAGCACGAUUAUAACAGUUCCAUUAAUUGAUGGGGGGGGCGACCAGUGAUGCAUAUUGAAUAUUCAAUGCUGAUCAUGAACAACCUCCACCAAGCAAACGGGAUACAAUGGUUGUUGGAAGCAAUGACAAUCAGUAGGCUGGUGUAAACUUAGUGUCACAUGAUAGGUGGUACGUGGCAUUAAAAUAGACUCCUCCUGACCAACAUAUUACAACAUGGUACAUCUCCAAGCUGAUGCCAGUGAUCAUUGGUGUCGACAAACUAUAUGAUAUAAAUUUGAAAUAUUUAAUUUAAACAAAUAAUGACUACAAUAAUGACUACUAAAAUACUAGUUGCCAUUGAAUAACAACAGUUAAUCAAGAGUUUAUAAAAUUUUGAGUAAAAUCUAUUUGCAAUUAGAUUUUUUUAAUGUUUCUUAAUGUCAAAAGCUGAAUUUAUUAUAAAUUUGGUACAACAUUUGCAAUAAUUUUGUAUAUAAUUUACUGAAACACUAUUUGAGUCAUUUUAUAAAUAAAUAUAUUGUCAAACUUAAAUUAUUUUGAUCUUUUUAUUCUAAAUUUGUGUGCAUAGCUCUACUGUACGAUACAUAUAUAUAAGUAUAAAUCAAUAUUGAUCUUUAUUACCCUUUUGAUUACUAUAUAAACUGCAGAAAUAUUAUAAUUUAAUUAUUUAAAUCAUCUUACCUUAAACCUUUGUUAAUAACAACACAAGUUUAGUCACUGUCAAGAAAUCAUUUCGACAAGUAAAGCACAAGGCAUUCAAACUACACGUAUCCGCGAUGAUCCCAAAACGUUGUUUCGAAAAACAACGAACAACAUUUAUACAACAAAAAGUCGUUUCCAUCCCAAACCAAAGGUAUAUUCCGUGAUACAGACGGUUUCUCUUUCAUAAAUUGUUGUUGUGUAUACAGCGACAGCUACCCGAAGAAUGAACGGGGCGUGGCGAGAAAUCGAUAAUAUAUAAAAAGCCGUGACUGGCCGCAUUGCAUGCCGGUAUAGUCCUCACUCCUCCUCUGAUUAAAUCCUUAGCACAGUGUAGAGACAUACAGAGACAUAACUGACUGUUGCAAACACUGCAGAAGAUUACGUUAUCAUGUACCCACCUUUUUUCAGGCGACCGGGCGAAAAAUGAUCAACUGCACAUGCUCAGCAAGUUUAAAGUGAGUCGUCAUCAGGUCGUCAUCCAAUCAGAUGCAUGCAUCUAGUAACUUGCCGAGCAUGCACACAAAAAAGUGGGUACACUAGUUACAUCUCUGUAUGUCUCUACUCUGUGUCCCUAGAUAGCGAAGUCAGAAACUUUCAAAUGUUUAUUACUGCUAACUAUUUAUUUUGAGGAAAACAGUAGGCUGCUAUGCUGGACUUGUAUUGAAGUUCAUUUAUUAGCUGGCAAAUUUUCUUACACAUGCAUGCCACCACCGUGAUGCCACUAGAACUGGAAAGUUCUGCUUCAAUACUAGAUUCCCCUUAUUACAUUUUCAUAGUGCUUUGCAUUGUGGUUAUAGUGAUAUCACUGAUAUUAAAGAUGGCUUAUUUUUUGUCCUGACCCAUGCAAGAACUUUUAAAAAAACUCUCUAAAUUUUUAAGACAUAUGUUGUCACGUACGGUUCCGCUAGGAUUUUAGGGGGAAAAAUUUUCAUCGGUAAAUUUAGGGAAAUACACCCCGAGCAUAUUAUGGCCUCGGUACACCACUGGGUGCAAGAGCAAGCAGCUUUCUCCCCUAAGAUUGUGAGUUUGCUGCAGACUAAUGAAAGAGUCAGUCAAUACUAGUCAUGUGUUUUCUAUGAGCAUAGUGGCACAAACUCACAACAAAGCCAAGUGUGUUUGAAAAAUUUUGAACGAGCUUGGAACAGAUACUGACAUGAAGUAACAUAAACUUCAAGUUUUUCCAGAGGAACAUUUUCUCGACCCCCCACACUUUACUGUAGAUGUUUCGUUAUACCAAAAUUGGGCGCCCUCUUUUUUAAGACCCUGGCUAAAAGCCUGCUAAACAGCUCUCUGCAUGCAAAGGAAGUCUUGUGCUUAACUGGCCAUCAAAUUACAUGUUACUAUACACCCCCAACAGGAACAAUAACUUGUAGUUUCCAAGAAAAUUUACAGCAGUUGUGGCAGUGAUGCACCCACUAGAAUAUAACACCAUGUAUAACAUAAUAUGGUUUUAAUUUUGCCUCAUCUUUCUACUAGAUGCAAAAUGUCAAGUACUGGCAAACCUAGCAAAUUUUGCCUAUGACCCAAUAAACUAUCCUCACCUGAGGAAACUUAAUGUAGCUGAGUUAUUUUUGGGUGAGUUCAUGAUGGUAAGCUUAUUAUCUUUAUCUAAGGAAAACAACACAUUUUGAAACAGUGUAAUUUCCCUCUAUAAAAUUCAUGAUAUUAAUUUAUUUGUUAAUUAAUAUCAUUUAGACAUGCUUAGUGAACAGAAUGAAAAAAUUGUUGAAUUUGGAAUUGGUGGAAUUUGUAACUACUGUCUUGGUAGGGUUGGAUUAAAAUCAGAUGGCUACCGGACCGGGUACAUCUUUGUGUACCACAACAACAGAGGAUCUUAAUAGGAGGGCGAGGCCUUGGUUGUGUGUGUCAGUAUCAGCUAAAAUGUCAGAUGCAAGAUGUCAGUCUUAAAAUUAUUAUUUCAAAAUAUUUUAUGAGCUGUCAGUCAACAAUAUAGGCAGACAUCGAUAGUCAAUGAAUUUGAUUUAGAUGCUCAUAACAUGUACAGUAGACACCGGGUGUUCAAGAGAAUUUAACUACGAUUUAGCCCAGGGACACAGGAGGUUUGAUAAACUUAGGCAGGCCAACAGAGACUCAAAAUGGCAUUCUGAGAGUCCUCUUGAGUCUUCUCUUGUUUCACCCUUUCAUUAAUUCUUUCAUUAUGAUUUGUGAGUCUAUGUUAUCUGUGAGUCAGGACAACUGGCAGAUCAGCGCAUUUAAAAUUGAGUGCCGAAAGCUAUUCUGGCCCGUUAUAAAAUAUCGGCAGGGGGUAGCCUCCUGCUUCCUACCCCCUGAUUUAGUAUAUGACGCUUUUUAAUAGUAGGUCAUGGGCAUCCUAACAAAAUGUUUUCUUAAAACAGCAACUUGCAAGUUUUGUGAUAGUUCUUAAUACAGCUAUUAGAUUUGGUACAUGAGAAGAGUGACAUUUGAUCCAAGCCUAAAUAACUAAAAUACCACAACUUAUUUACAUAAAUUACACUUUAGAUGCAGAUUGUAGACACGCUAUCUUAGAAAAUGGUGGAAUACAAGAAAUUGUUAAUUGUUUGUCAAGGUAUCCUGCCUGAGGUUAUAUAUUAAUAUAGGGUUAGAGUUAACCCGUCAAAAUAGUCUUAUAUAAUCUAACAUAACGGACAAUCAUAUCAACAAAUACCCAUAAAACAAAUAGCCAAUGCAGUUUGAUGAGUUCAUUCUUUUUAUGUGUUUUGAUUUAGUUCCAAUGAAGAAACGGUUCUCUCUGCCAUCACGAGUCUAAUUUAUCUUAAGGACAAGACGACUGAAGGUGAUUGUCCAACGAGAGAUUACCAUGGCUCCUAAUUUUACUAAAGAUUGAAUUGCAAUAUUUGUACUGCAUGGUAGAGCUGUGCGCUAACCGAAAGAUUCGGUCGGUACGGUUCUUUUUUUACCAACCGGAAGUCGGAUCCGGGCAUGCACAAAAGAACCGGUAGUUUUGGUUGAAAAUACAGACACCGAACACCGAGGUUCUUUCACCCCGAAAAGACCGGAACCGAGAUGAAUCUCUGGAACCGCAUAGUUCUACUGCAUGGGGAUGUAUACUCAAACUGGGAUAGUAACUCGCAGGGUAUGGCUCGAUGAAAUAGGUUUUUUUCCCUGGAAACAUAAUGUCCUAGCUGAUCAUGGUUUUGAAUUCAAGAAAAAUGCCUGCCAAUCAUGCAAACGUUUUUAGGCGCACAGUUGAACAUACCGUGUUAGGGUUUCCUUCAAAUUUCCAUAUUGAGUCAGGCAAAGCUUUACUUAAUCAAUCUUAUUGAAAAACUCAUUAAUAAUUCAUGAAGAAAACACAAAGAAAAAUCAUAAGCGUGCAGUCGUAUCUGUAUAUGUGAUACAGAUUCAUGUUGAUUUACAUAAACUUUAACUUUGAUUUUCUCGGCUUAGACAACGUUUAUUUUUAAAAUUACUUCGCCAAUGAACUCAUAAGAUGAGUCGUUUUUUACGUCAGCUCGAGUUUGUAUAUCCGAUACAACACGGCCGCUCAUGUUGUAAAUAGUACAUAAAACAUUUUAAGAAAUGGUUCUUCACUCCUACUCUUUGGUUUGUGUUGGUUGAAGAGCAGUAAAUAGCUCUGCAUGUUACAUUCAUUUCGAUUUCUAUUAAAUGUGUUAUUCCUUUUCACAGAGCUUUCAUCUCAAGCGAUUAUUGAGUGUAUGACAACAUAUUCUACUUCAUCAAACGCGAGGCUGGCCAACCUUGCUAAAAUAUAUCUGCAGGUAUUUCUGUGGUACAUUAUUACUCAGUAUUUUGCAAAAUAGGCAGGGUAGUUGAAAAAGGGAUAAGGUAAAAGCAAAUCUGUAAUUUUUACAGAUUGCCUAAUAGUAUUAAUAAAAGAGGAAACAAGACAUUUGUAGGAUUUAUAGUGGAUCUAUAUAUUUUGGGAUAUUUUUCUAAUUAAACUUGAUUAUUUUCGUUUUUUUUUUUUAGAAUUUCAAGAAACUGACAUAAUGUUUUAGACAUGUAACGCUCAAGAAAAUUGUAUAUAAGACAUUAGUUAAUACAUUGUAAUGUGAAUGGCUUAAUCUUUUGUCAUCUAUCUACAAGUUGAAUUACCUUUGUUAUACUAUCUUUCAUAUUUCUCCCCCCCACCCAGGAAGAAAGAGCCUGGGAACGAGGUCGCCACCCGCACACUUUUUUGCCCUCCCUGGGCAAAUUUCCUUGGAAACUCGCCCUCUCCUGGGGGGGGGGGGGUGAAUAUACAGUCAUUCGUAAGUCUUUUGAUUGCAGCUUUUUGAAGAUCUUUCUCCUUAGGCUAGGCGUCUGCCCUGAAACUUCUCGCGAGAUGCGUUGCUAUAACUGUGUACGGGCAAGACACUGUUGCUUGUCUUCUGAUUCCAACAUAACUCUUAGAUUGAUGGCAGUAGCACUGGGUUUUCAAUUAUCAUUCCUGUUAGUAGUACGUGGAGGAUGCAGGGCUGGGAUUUCCAGACUUGAGUAACCAUGGUUAGUUGAAGAACAAAAUGCUGCUGAAUUUGCCUCAAACAACGUCCUAUAAUGCCGAAUGAAGGGAAUAUACAUACCCUGUAAUUCGUUCGAAUCUAGUUAUAAAGACAGGCAUCCACUGCAUCCCACUUAAUCUCGUUUCCAACACAAAUCUUGGCAGUUCUGCAGUCAGUCUUUGAAGUCUUGUUGCAAAGGAUUCACUGAAAAUGGACCCCAUUUGAAGUCGAUUCUCUGGGACACCAAUGGAUCCAGUUGCCAAUAAAAUAUCUAACAAUCCUCGUACUUCCGUCUUAGGGUCGGAUUUUUUCAAUUUCCGUAACGAAUUGGAAUAUUGUUAGAAUAAAAUAUUUAUUAGUCUUUUCCCUGUAGUAUAUCGUGUUGAAAAAAAUUACAUUAAAAAUAAAACAAG
Paramuricea clavata is the source of this 7400-nucleotide messenger RNA. NCBI's taxonomy places the organism in Eukaryota, Metazoa, Cnidaria, Anthozoa, Malacalcyonacea, Plexauridae. The record is from the annotation of a GenBank genome assembly.